Lactuca virosa is the source of this 642-nucleotide messenger RNA. Lineage: Eukaryota; Viridiplantae; Streptophyta; Magnoliopsida; Asterales; Asteraceae. The record is from the annotation of a GenBank genome assembly.
AUGGAGAAUUUACCACAUCUUGAUUUGGAUAAUAGUGGGAAACAAGUUGCAUCCUAUAAAAGAUCUUCAACACACUUUUUUGUUUGGACGUGUGGUAGGAGCAAUGUUCCUGAUGUAGAAUGUUGUUUAGAGAAGCCUUCUCUACCUCACAACAACAUGAAGCAUUGUUUAUGUGACAACAUGAACCACAUAGGAUUGCGGUUUCUUCUCAUACACUUAAAAAAGUUGGAUCUCAGCUACUGCAGUUUGGGAGAUGAAGAAAUGGGUUCUGCCUAUUGGGAGUUACCCAACCUGAAAACACUCCAUCUAAGUGGAAAUAAAUUUUCACGAUUAAAUUUUAAUCUCUUGCUACUUCCUCAACUCAAAUGGCUCACAUUAAUAAAGUGCCAUAAUCUUGUAGAAUUGUUGGAGCUCCCAUCAAGUAUAACUGUUGUUCUUGCGGAUGAUUGUAGGUCACUUGAAAGCUUUGGAGAUAUUUCAAACUGUAAAUGGUUGUGGAAUGUCUCACUUCAGCAGCAGAACAAACUUAUUGGUGACAUAUUACUUGACUCAAUGCUCCAGGGAAAUGCUACUGAAGAUUACUUUAUCAAUAUCAUUCUUGAACAUCAGAUUCCAAAGAGUCAUCAAGCAAGAGGCAGAUGA